CGUAAAUCACGGCCUUGGUUGCGACCCCAUGGCGCAAUGCCUACUAUCGUCUCUACACUAGUUCAAGUCCUUCAAGCAAUUGUAUGAUACAAUGGAGCCUCACAAUCAGCUCCUCGCCAGUCGCAAGAGGCGUAGACGGCGGCGACGCCUCGACCGCCCCCCCGUCUCCGCACAUCUUUUGCUCGAUGAACGGAUGAACGACGAUGUAGGCAUCUUGUCGGAGGACCUUGUGCAGGACCUUUUCCCCGGCUACAAAGGAUCUAACGAUGAUCCAUCGUCAAAUCCGAUCCUUCACGUUGCCGUAGCCCCAUGGCAACCAACGUCCUUGGUUUCCGCGCAGAACACGUCGUGGACCAUCUUACCUGUACGGCCACCUCCGAUCCCUGACAUCAUUUCAGCGAGAUCACAUUCAUCUAUUCAAUUUCCAGCGUCGUCUUCCGCGCUGCAGUCCUUCUUGCAUAACCUUCAGAGUUAUUCUCUUGGCAAAAUUCCCCCGCGACGAGACACACCCAUUGAAAUCCGCGUGAUCGAUGUGGUACCGAUUGGUCUGGAGACGAUAUUUGUCUCUCUUGAUACAGAAGAGCUCAAACGACUUGAAGAGGUGCACGCAAAGUUUGGAGGCGGCUUCGGAGCAGAGGGGCACGAAGUCGCACUUUCACCUCGGAAGGGAGGGCUUCCAAAACAAAAGACUUCUGUAGACAUCAAAGCACUUGAGGGAAAAUGGCGACAGGCGGUUCGUGACGCACUGAAAGCACCGCAGCUCGUACAUACUGGAGACGUUCUUCAACUUCCGCUUGCCACGCAUCCGAUUACACAUGCGCCGGCCCCACCAGCGAAGGUCAUAUCAUGCGAGCCAGUGAGCCAGGGAUUGGUGCUUCCAAGCACUCGUAUAAUACUUUUACAAUCGCACAAGACCGCGAGAGCACCAAAGCCAGCAUCAAUUACGGCAGCUAUUACGAACGGCAUACCUGAAGAAGAUGAGGAUACGUCAAACGAAGUCUUCUACUCUGCAGCAGAAGAGAAAGGCCUCUCUACAGAUACUUCUCCUGCAGGAGACGAAUCUACCGAUGACUUGCGCUCGGAGACUUCAGUCACAGAUCAGGACGAUCUAUCUGAUGAUUCCGAAGAUGGUUUUUCACUAAUGAGUCCAAUGCUCCCGCCCUCUACCGGUAUCAUGUCGACUUACCAGUCUGCAACUCCACGCCCAGGGUUUCUGUCACUUGCACAUGGAGUGCAAACCCCUGGAUCUCUUCGUUCGGGUAUUACAACCAGCACGGCGCGACAGGGUGGACAGCCAAGGAUCUUCAGAGCCCAGGGGCUGUUGCAAAAGCUCCCAGAUGAUCUCCUUCAUCCAAAGCCCGGUGCCGACGAAGAUGAAGAAGCGCGUGUCUAUGUAGACACGGCGAUGCUUGUCAAGAUAGGGUGCUUCUCAGGCGAUUGGGUUCGCCUUGAGGCAGCUACUGAUCAGCCGUCAAAUAGCUUUGCGCCAUGGAAACUAGGCUCAUUUGAUCUGGACGAAGAGGAUACACAAGACUUUCGUGCCGUCAAAAUUUAUGGUAUUCAAGAGAGUGCAGUGAAGAAGAAUGCAAAGAUGCCCUCACACAAGAUGAUCCAUGGCCGAACGUCGAGCUUCUUUGGGAUGAUGGGGCAUAGCGCUGCUCCUUCGGCAACUGCGUAUGCUUCACCUGUAUUGCUUGCUAAUCUUGGCAUGCCCUCACGUCUUCGCAUCGCACCACUAGGCCUUGACCGCGGACAGAAGAUUACGAGUGCUGCGGUUCCACCGAAUGCGAAGGAGGUCACUUUGCUUAAACUCGCCACGCCGCUGUCAUUAGACCGAACGCUGCAGCCAAGUUUAUUUACGGCACUGAAGCUAUACUUCGAGCGCAAGCAACGUAUUGUGAAAAGUGGUGAUCUUGUGGCUAUAGCCAUCGAUGAAUCUUUGGGUAGAUCGGUAUUUCAGGGUUCAGAUGACGGAGCAGAAGAAGAAAUCUUAUCGAAGACAAAAACUGCCUUGGGCAUCAAGUCUGACAAGACUACAGCUAAAGUUGCUUGGUUUAAGAUCGAUUCAGUCGUACGUUCCUCGGCUGGAGAAGAUAUCGAGGCAGACAUUUGGGGCAAUGUGGCGCUCAUGGAUGCGUCAAAUGUUAAGAUGGUACAGGCUGGUAGUGAACAAGGGAGAGCUCUGUCUAUAAUGGACAGCUCUUGGCCGUAUUAUCUGGGCGUGAAGAAGAUUCCAGUUCCGCCGGCUGGUUUGACGGACCGGCUGCCGGGAAUUGCUGCAUUGCCGGAGCCUUACGUGUCCUCCAUCCGUCGGCGCCUGAGGGAACUCAUCUCCGUUGCAACGAGUCCACAAGCGAUACAUCUUGGUUUGCCACCAUCAGCAAUCCUUCUUACGUCUACACAGCGACAGAUUGGCAAGGCGUUCAACGCAGAACAAGCGUGUGAGGAUCUGGGAUUGCAUACAUUCAUCAUUGAUGCGUACGACAUCGUUACCGAGAGUGGUGGAGGCGGAGGCGAUGUCAAGACUGAAGGAGUUUUACGUGCGAGAUUCGAACGUGCGAUGAAUUGUGGGCCACAAUAUACUGUUGUCUUGAUCAAGCACAUCGAAGCGCUCAACGCAGAGAGAAUGACAACGACAUUUAAGGAGAUCCUCGCCGAGUCACGAGUUAUCAUUGCAACGACGACAGAUGUAGAGAAGAUUCCAGAUGGCAUUCGUGGCUCUUUCACACACGAGCUCGAAUUGACUGCUCCAGACGAAGGAGAGAGAGAAGGAAUCUUGAGAGGGAUUGUUCAAAACGCUGGCAUACGAAUUGCACCUGAUGUUGAGCUCUCGUCAGUAGCUGUUAAGACCGCCGCUCUUGUCGCGGGCGAUCUAAUCGAUGUCAUUGAUCGCGCCGUGGUGGCAAAACAGAAUCGUCUUGAGAAGCUUGUAGAGACAUUCAACAGCCUUAACCAACCAGCCAAUAAAGUCACGAUACGCGACAUAGAGGUCUCUGGUGGGCCUGGCGCAAUAGCUCUCACGAAGGCAGACUUUGAUGCGGCAGUCGAUGCCGCUCGCAAAAACUUUGCAGAUUCAAUUGGUGCGCCGAAGAUACCAAACGUUAGCUGGGAUGACGUCGGUGGCCUCACUCAUGUCAAAGAAGCGGUGAUGGAGACUAUACAGCUCCCACUUGCUCGGCCAGAACUUUUUGCCAAAGGGAUGAAAAAACGAAGUGGCAUCUUGUUCUACGGACCACCGGGCACGGGCAAAACACUGCUGGCGAAAGCAAUUGCUACCGAAUUCUCUCUCAACUUCUUCUCUGUCAAGGGACCUGAAUUGCUUAACAUGUAUAUUGGAGAAUCCGAAGCCAAUGUGCGGAGGGUGUUCCAAAGGGCUAGAGACGCGAGACCUUGCGUCGUGUUCUUUGACGAACUUGACUCCGUGGCUCCGAAACGUGGCAAUCAGGGCGACAGCGGAGGUGUCAUGGAUCGCAUUGUGUCUCAGCUACUUGCCGAACUUGAUGGGAUGAGCGAUGGCGAGGAAGGUGGCGGUGGCGUCUUUGUCAUUGGCGCAACUAAUCGACCUGAUCUGCUCGAUCAAGCUCUCCUUCGCCCUGGGCGAUUCGACAAGAUGUUGUAUCUGGGCAUAAGCGACUCGCACGAUAAGCAGCGAACCAUUCUCGAGGCCCUAACGCGAAAGUUCACUCUUCACAAAGAUCUAUCACUCGCGAGAGUUGCGUCCGAACUGCCCCUGACUUACACAGGCGCUGAUCUUUACGCGCUUUGUUCCGAUGCCAUGCUCAAAGCUAUCACGCGUCAGGCACGUCUCGUCGACUCCAAGGUCGCAGCACUAAACCAAAAUUUGAAACCAGGAGCCAAUCCGGUUACAGUCGCUGGGUUUUUCGACCACCACGCCACAGAUGAAGACAUUCGCGUAGAGGUUACCGAAGAAGACUUUGAAAAUGCCCGACGAGAACUUGUUCCAAGCGUCAGUGCUGAAGAAUUGAAACAUUAUGAGCGGGUGAGAAAAACGUUUGAAGGAAAUGGCAACAGCAAAAAAGAAAGCGAAAAACCGCAGAUUGCUAUUUCCUCGAGUCCACCAACUACCAACGGGAACAAUUAUGGGCCAGCGAAUGACAAAGGACUGUCUGCUACUCCAGCAAGUAAAGAUUCGAGCAGGCGGCUCAGCUCAGCAAAAUUGAAGGGUCUUCGUGAGAAGACGUUGAACUCUCUACACCGGAGCAGGAGCAGGGGUGAUAAGAGCGGCACAACUCCGGAUGGAGCUUCUCAGGCUUCGCAAGACGAUAGUGAUGAUGAGUACACGAUCGACACGAGCCAUCUUGUCAACGGGAAUGGUAAACUUGUGCAGAAAGGAAAGGCUAAGGGUAAAGGUUCUGCGGGAGGCUUUGGGGAUGCGGCGGCUGAUGACGGGGAAUUGUAUUCAUAAGGUAAGGAGGCUUCUGCCUUCAAGCCCAGUAAAGAAACAAAAAGUCGCAUUGCACGGGGCUAAGGCGUUUGGUCUUUACAUUCGACGUGCUGAGACGGGCUCUUUACUCUAAUGCUAGCCAUUUAGGCAUUCGGACGCCAUGGACUUUCAUUCAUCUCUGCUUGACCAUUUUCGACGACCUGUAAUCAAUAGGUCUUCAAAAUUUACCAGACGCAAGGUGUUUUAAAGCAUUGUUUGCACCGAACGUACCGCGCCUCGCCCCCCUCUUUUCCCA
Verruconis gallopava is the source of this 4700-nucleotide messenger RNA. RefSeq lists its product as uncharacterized. Gene Ontology annotation, cellular component: cytosol; peroxisomal membrane. Gene Ontology annotation, biological process: protein import into peroxisome matrix. The record is from RefSeq and is a predicted model, not a curated record. Lineage: Eukaryota; Fungi; Ascomycota; Dothideomycetes; Venturiales; Sympoventuriaceae. The transcript has 3 exons. Gene Ontology annotation, molecular function: ATP binding; ATP hydrolysis activity. The coding region runs from base 92 to 4426 and encodes 1444 amino acids.